AUGGAGUAUUGUUCUCUAGGCCGUUCAGGACUCAAGGUCUCCCGCAUCGUGCUUGGCUGCAUGAGCUUCGGAUCUCCACAAUGGCAGCCCUGGAUCCUGGAUUCCGCCGCCGCUCUUCCGCUUCUGAAGCAUGCCUUUGACCGUGGAAUCAACACAUGGGACACGGCAGAUGUGUACAGCCAUGGUGAAUCCGAAAGAAUCAUAGGCAAUGCUAUCCAGCACUACAAGCUGCCCCGACAAAAGCUGGUUCUCAUGACCAAAUGUUAUUUUCCCGUGUCUGAAGACGGCGAACAGCCUCCGUUCCAGAUGCACAUCCAGAAUGAUGGUAGUCAUGUCAACAGUAUGGGCUUGUCACGUAAGCACAUACUGGAUGCGGUCGAUAGCAGUACAAGCCGACUGCGCACCUACAUCGAUGUCCUCCAGAUCCAUCGACUGGACAGGGAAACAGACAAGACGGAGAUAAUGCGAGCAUUGAAUGAUGUGAUCGUAUCAGGUAAAGUUCGGUACAUCGGAGCAUCAUCAAUGGCAGCUUGGGAGUUCCAAAUGCUACAGAACAUCGCCGAGAAGAACGGAUGGYACAAAUUCAUCUCAAUGCAAAACUAUCACAACCUUGUCUUCCGCGAGGAGGAACGCGAAAUGAUACCUUUUUGCAAAGCUACAGGCGUAGGUCUGAUGCCUUGGUCGCCGAUUGCUCGCGGUGCACUGGCGCGGCCGUUCAGUGACACUGCUACAUCGAACAGAGAGAAGACCGACCCUCUCGUACAGCAACGAGGACGUUCAUCGACUGCGGACGAGGAGAUUAUCAAUCGAGUUGAGCAGCUGGCAAAGAAGUACAAUGUGAGCAUGGCUUGUGUCGCGACGGCUUGGUGUAUCUAUCAUGGAGACUGUCCGAUUGUGGGACUGAACAGUACAUCGCGGAUUGACGAGAUCGUCAAGGGUCUUGCGUUCAAACUGUCUGGUGAGGACGCAAAGUUUCUAGAAGAGCCUUAUGCUCCCAAGCCCGUUACUGGGUACUAA
Messenger RNA from Ramularia collo-cygni, 1017 nucleotides. RefSeq names its product related to aryl-alcohol dehydrogenases. The coding region runs from base 1 to 1017 and encodes 338 amino acids. Lineage: Eukaryota; Fungi; Ascomycota; Dothideomycetes; Mycosphaerellales; Mycosphaerellaceae. The record is from RefSeq and is a predicted model, not a curated record. The transcript has 3 exons.